This is a messenger RNA of Alternaria postmessia, 906 nucleotides long. RefSeq lists its product as uncharacterized. The record is from RefSeq and is a predicted model, not a curated record. The transcript has 3 exons. Bases 1 to 906 code for a protein of 301 amino acids. NCBI's taxonomy places the organism in Eukaryota, Fungi, Ascomycota, Dothideomycetes, Pleosporales, Pleosporaceae. Gene Ontology annotation, molecular function: catalytic activity.
AUGCCAAAUACCCAGACAGUCGACGUCCCCCAUCUUGGUGGCAUAAAAGCCGCUUACCAAACAUCCGGUCCCGUGGAUUCGUCCAAGCCUACUCUGAUUCUGAUAAACUCCUUCACCACAUCGUCAGAGCUAUACCGCGAUGCGUACAAGAAUGAAGCACUCACUUCUGUGAUGAAUUUGGUCUCUAUCGAGCUAUUAGGUCAUGGACAAACACGCGCCAAGAGUGAGAAUUGGACGUACUGGGAUACUGCGAUUAUGAAUCUACAGGUCAUGGAGAAGUUGGGAAUUAAGAAAGCUUUUGUACUUGGUACGAGCCAGGGAGGAUGGGUGACCGUGAGGAUGGCGCUUUUGGCGCCUGAGAAGAUCCUCGGCAUUGUCCCCCUAGGAACAUCCCUAGACUAUGAGUCACCCCGCUCUCGCGACCUAGGCUGCUGGCACUCCGUCGAGCCCCUCGCCGAGCGCAUCACUGGCGAGUUCGGCACCACAUCCAACAAGCCCACACCCGACUUCACUCCUAGUACCGAUUUCUGCAACUUCCUCAUCGAUGUGGGCUUUGGAAAAGAGGAAUGCCCAGAAGAUGUUCGAAAGUUUUGGAAUGAUGAGAUUAAGAAGAACUACCAGGGGGAUGAAGGUCGGCGGAGGAUUAGGAUGUGUGCGAUUAAUCUGAGAGAUCGGGACGGUUUGCAUUUGAGGUUGAGUGAUGUGGUUUGUCCGGUGUUGUGGUUGCAUGGAACUAGCGAUGCUGUUUACUCGGUCGCAAAUGCCAAAGAAGAGAUUAAACUCUUUACCAACUCGCCUGAUGCCAAGUUGGAGGUUAUUGAGGGUGGACAGCACUUCUUGAGUGCGUCGAAUCCGAAGGAAGUCAAUGAGCAUGUUAUUGCGUUCGUGAAGAAGUAUGGCAAGUAA